AUGAUUGAUGCUGAUAUAAUUGAACCAUCGGAUUCUGCGUACAGUUCGCCAAUACCAUUGGCGGAGGAAGAUCGACAUAAAACGGCAUUUUCAGUUCCGAUGGGACAUUAUCAGUUUAAACGGAUGGUGAUGGGCUUGAAAGGUGGUCCACCGACGUUUCAAAGUACGAUGGAAAAUGUAUUGUCCGGAUUGCAGGGUGUAAUAUUAUUUAUUUAUGUCGACGACGCUGUAAUACAUGCAAGAACAUUAGAGGAGCAUUGUCAAAAAUAUUUUCAAUUUGUUGAUAGACUUCAAAAAGUUGGAUUAAGAUUAAAGCCGGCAAAGUGUGAAUUUUUACGACGGGAAGUUGCGUAUUUGGGACACAUAAUCAGCGCGGAAGGAGCAAAACCAAAUCCAGCUAAAGUGGAAGCGGUUGAGAAAUUUAAGAGACCAACGGACGAGAAGAAAGGUGAAUCUCAAGAAAAAUCAUUUAAGAUAUUGAAAGAAGAAUUAUGUGGGGAUGUAAUGUUGCAGUAUCCAAAUUUCGAAUUACCGUUCAUCGUUGCUGCAGAUGCGUCAGACUUUGCCUUGGGUGCGGUAUUAUGCCAAGGGAAACUUGGAGAAGAUAGAGCGAUAAGUUAUGCUUCUCGAGCUUUGUCAAAAACAGAAAGAAAUUACACAGUGACCAAGAAAAAACUAUUGGCUAUUAUGUAUGCUGUCGACACGUUCAGAUUGUAUAUUUUUGGUAAGAAAUAUACGUUACUUACCGACCAUCAACCUUUACAGUGGCUCAAAUCUACUAAAAGCCCUGGGGAGCACAUUCGGCGAUGGAGAGAGAGAGAGGACACGUCAGUAACGCACUCAUCAGCUGAUGGAAGAGGGCAGAGAGGAAAAGUCAAGAAUUUAAAGAAGAAAUUAAAAGGAGCAGACGACUAUCAAGAAAAUACAUCAUCGGGAGAAUCUGAUGUCGAAAUGAUGACUGACAAGGGUACGAAGGGAAAUGAUAAGAUGAGUCCAGUCGCGAUUACUCAGAAUUCGGGCCCGUCGGGUACACAACAGGAAAAAGAAGUGCGACGAAGGGAACGUCCAAGGGGAAGUAAGUCGCGGCCCAAGAAGGUAGUACAAGUUCCCCUCCGUGACAGCGAGUCACCACGGGGAAUGGCAAGUGAUGGAAGUGGGGAGUAUUACGUGCCGUCCGGAUCAGCGUCAGAAUCUGGAGCGGAGUCACAGAUUGCCAACAGUCGUCCGCAACGAAACAAGGGUAAAGCAAAAAUAGAAGAGAGAAUACAGCAAGCGAAAGAAGAUGAAAAAGCGAGGCAGGAAACCGAGAGACAACAGCGAUUAAAAGAGAAUAAGAAGCCCAAGUUGACACAACAGGAGUUAGAAGGAAAGAUAGAAGUACCGAUGGAGCAAGAGGACACGGGACUUGAAUACCGACAGAAUUUCGAUGAGGAAGAUGACAAUAAUGGCAACGAACCAUGGCGAUUCUUGUUGUCGAAGGAUUUUGAAGCAAGAAGCACGUGUGUUAACGACUCCACAGACUUGGAUUCAGACUCAGGGGACUCAUUGAUAGAGUUAGAUACACCGGAUGAGCAUUACGCAAAUCCGGAAGGAAAAUCAAAAUUAAUACACACAAAACAGCAUGUAACAGACGUCAGUGACAAUUUUGCUUUCUUUGCACCAGCCAACGGGAUGUGA
Microplitis demolitor is the source of this 1677-nucleotide messenger RNA. RefSeq lists its product as uncharacterized. The coding region runs from base 1 to 1677 and encodes 558 amino acids. The record is from RefSeq and is a predicted model, not a curated record. Lineage: Eukaryota; Metazoa; Arthropoda; Insecta; Hymenoptera; Braconidae. The transcript has 5 exons.